Molecule: messenger RNA, 1077 nt
Organism: Pestalotiopsis fici W106-1
Lineage: Eukaryota; Fungi; Ascomycota; Sordariomycetes; Amphisphaeriales; Sporocadaceae
Exons: 2
Coding region: 1-1077 (358 amino acids)
Source: RefSeq, a predicted model, not a curated record
AUGAUUUGCAGAGAUCUGAUUAACGCCGCCGCCCUACUGGGGCUCGCGACAGCUUACGCCAUUCCUUCGACUGAUGGCUUUCCCAACCCCGACAACCAGCAGCUCAUGCAGAUACAGACGACAGCAGGCGGUUCACUGUCAAACUCAAAGCCUCCGAUAGAGCUGAGCGAAGAUGGCGUAGCAAAUUUCCAGCUCAUUGCAUUCAAUGAGCAGUUUGAAGUAGCAUUUUUCUCGUCAUUGAUAGACAAUAUUACCAACAAUGUGGAGGGGUAUCAAUCAGCUCCAGGAAUGAGCGAUACUGCAGAGAUACUCGAGAUACUACAAACAGUCAAAGCGCAAGAAGAGCUUCACGUGAUAAGUGCGCUCGAAGUAUUGAAUCACUUCAAUGCAACACUCAUACCGGCUCCCUGCGAGUACAAAUUCCCCUCUGUCGAUCUGGAAUCGGCCUUGUCAUUAGCCGUCACCUUUUCCAGCGUCGUUCUGGGCACGCUCGCCAGCGCAGAAAAGUCCUUUGCCGACAAUGGCGACGCCAGCGGCAUCAUUCGCCAAGUCGCCUCCAUCAUUGGCCAAGAGGGCGAGCAGAACGGCUUUUACCGCUUCAUGCUCAAGCGCAGCCCGUCCGAGAAGCCGUUUCUAACAACUAAUACGGGCCCGUUUGCCUUUUCCGCGCUGCAGCAGUUCAUCGUGUCGUGUCCGUUUGACAUAUCGGCGAUUCCUAUUCCCACUUUUCCAGUGCUCGAAGUCAUGACGACGCCCGAGGCCAAGGACAUGACGCUCAAGUUUUCGGCCGAUCUCAGCAGUGCCGGGAUCAAAGUUGGCAGUAUCUCGGAGGAGAAUCUGUUCAUCACAUACCUCACGGGGCAACAACUGCCCAUCUCGGUGCCCAUUUCCAAUGUUCAGGGCUUUGGAGAUACCAUUACGUUUGAUGCUGAAUUUCCCUACACGGAAAAUGUUAUGGACGGUCUGAGCAUUGCGGCACUGACAAAGGCGUCCAACUUUGCUGACGCGGAUGACAUUGCAGCAGAGACAUUGGCAGCGCCGGGGUUAAUCCAGGUCAACAAAAUGUUGGCAAAAUAG